UGUUCUGGACGGAUGUUGGGUCGGUACCGCAGAUCAUACGGGCUAACAUGGAUGGGAAAUCACGUGUGAUCAUUGCAUCGCACUUAGAGAAUCUGGUUGCAUUAGCAGUUGAUAGGGUGGCAGACCUGUUAUUUUGGGCCCAGCCUAAUCAAAUUGAGUCAUCAAAUUUGGAUGGAAAAGAAAGGAAAGUGUUGGUGAGAACAGGUCUGGUUCUUGUGUCAGGCUUAGCUGUGCAUGGUGAAUACUUGUACUGGGUGGAUAAAGACCAGUCACAGAUCGAACGAGCAAAUAAGACUGAUGGUAGCAGUCGAGGUACUGUGUUAACACGGUUGGCUCACCUGGUGUCUAUAAUGGCAGUUAAUUUUCCUACUGAGAAG
Molecule: messenger RNA, 377 nt
Organism: Cryptotermes secundus
Lineage: Eukaryota; Metazoa; Arthropoda; Insecta; Blattodea; Kalotermitidae
Product: low-density lipoprotein receptor-related protein 5-like
Exons: 2
Source: RefSeq, a predicted model, not a curated record